Erinaceus europaeus (western European hedgehog) is the source of this 3739-nucleotide messenger RNA. It is a transcript of the gene ATG9B, whose product is annotated as autophagy related 9B. The transcript has 13 exons. Gene Ontology annotation, cellular component: autophagosome; phagophore assembly site. The record is from RefSeq and is a predicted model, not a curated record. Gene Ontology annotation, biological process: autophagy of mitochondrion; protein localization to phagophore assembly site. Bases 83 to 2827 code for a protein of 914 amino acids. NCBI's taxonomy places the organism in Eukaryota, Metazoa, Chordata, Mammalia, Eulipotyphla, Erinaceidae.
UUGUUGUCACUGUCAGGUGGACAUCCCUGCCGGUGGCAGCCCAGAGCUCUGUGGACGCGGCCGGGGAGAAGCCAGUGGCCUGAUGGUGAGGCGAAUAGGCUGGGGGGGGAGCCGGGGGCAGCUGGGGCGGUGGGGAGACCCGGGCUCUGCCUCAGUGCCCCUGCUCCCCAUGCCCCUGCCUCCUCUCCCCCCUCCUCCGGGCCGAGGACCGGGGGGAGGGAGGCUCUCCAUCUUCUCUCUGUCCCCUGCCCCUCACACCAGAAGCGUCCCUCCUUUACUUCCCACUCUGGGGAUCCCAGCCCCCCCCUUCCCGGCGGGGCAGUCCCCAGGGGCUUCUCAGCCUCGCCUCUGCGCCUUGCCUUCCCCAGCCACCCCCCCAAUGCAGGUGAGGCCCACCAGGACACCCCUGUCUUUGCCUCCCACCUGGGGGCCCCCCUCCGCUGGACCCUUGGCCUCGGCGACACCCUCCCCCUCACGCCGAUGCCCCCAGGACCCCCCUGGUUUGCGGAUAGGCCCCCUGAUCCCUGAGCAGGACUAUGAGCGACUGGGGGAUUGUGACCCCGAGGCUGAGGGGUCGCAGGACUCCCCCCUGCAUGGGGAGGAGCAGCAGCCUCUGUUGCACGUGCCUGAAGAACUCCGAGGCUCCUGGCACCACAUCCAGAACCUGGACAGCUUCUUCACCAAGAUCUACAGCUACCACCAGAGGAACGGCUUCGCCUGCAUUCUGCUGGAGGACUUCUUCCAGCUGGGACAAUUCGUCUUCAUCGUCACCUUCACCACCUUCCUCCUCUGCUGCGUGGACUAUACCGUCCUCUUCGCCAACAGUACGGGCCUCCACCACAAAGUCACCCUGUCGGAUGCCAUCUUGCCCUGGACCCAGUGUGCCCAGCGGAUCCGCUCCACCCCCCUGCUGGUGCUGUUGCUGGUCUUGGCUGCUGCCUUCUGGCUGUUCCAGCUGCUCCGCUCCAUCUGCAGUGUCUUCAGCUUCUGGGACAUCCGGGUGUUUUACAAGGAGGCCCUGCACAUCUCAUCGGAGGAGCUCAGCUCGGUGCCCUGGGCCGAGGUGCAGGCGCGCCUGCUGGCGCUGCAGCGGAGCGGGGGCCUGUGCGUGCAGCCGCGGCCGCUGACCGAGCUGGACGUGCACCACCGCAUCCUGCGCUUCACCAACUACCAGGUGGCGCUGGCCAACAAGGGGCUGCUGCCCGGCGCGGGGCCCGGCUGCGUGGCCUUCCUGAGCCGCGGGCUGGCGCUCAACGUGGAGCUGCUGCUGUUCCGCGGCCCCUUCUCGCUCUUCCGCGGCGGCUGGGAGCUGCCCGACGCCUACAAGCGCGGCGAGCUGCGGGGCGCGCUGGCGGCGCGGUGGCGGCGCACAGUGGCGCUGCUGGCGGCCGCCAACCUGGCGCUCAGUCCGCUGGUGCUGGCCUGGCAGCUGCUGCUCGCCUUCUACAGCCAGGUGGAGCCGCUGCGCCGCCGCCCCGACGCGCUGGGCACCCGCCGCUGGUCCCGCCUGGCCCGCCUGCAGCUGCGCCACUUCAACGAGCUGCCGCACGAGCUGCGCGCGCGCCUGGCCCGCGCCUACCGGCCGGCCGCCGCCUUCCUGCGCGCCGCCGCGCCCCCCGCGCCCCUGCGCGCGCUGCUGGCCCGCCAGCUCGUCUUCUUCGCGGGCGCGCUCCUCGCCGUGCUGCUGGCGCUCACCGUCUACGACGAGGACGUGCUGGCCGUGGAGCAUGUGCUGGCGGCCAUGACGACGCUGGGGGUCACGGUCACGGUGGCCAGGUCCUUCAUGCCGGACGAGCAGAGCCAGGGCCGGUCUGCGCAGGCGCUGUUGCAGGCGGCGCUGGCGCACAUGCACUACCUGCCCGAGGAGCCGGGCCCGGCCAGCGAGGCCGCUGCCUACCGCCAGAUGGCGCGCCUGCUGCAGUACCGCGCGGUGUCCCUGCUGGAGGAGCUCCUGUCGCCGCUGCUCACCCCGCUCUUCCUCUUCUUCUGGUUCCGCCCGCGCGCCCUGGAGUUCAUCGACUUUUUCCAUCACUUCACGGUGGACGUGGCCGGCGUGGGCGACAUUUGUUCUUUCGCCCUGAUGGACGUGAAGCGCCACGGCCACCCUCAGUGGCUGUCGGCCGGACAGACAGAGGCCUCGCUGGCCCAGCGUGCAGAGGACGGCAAGACAGAGCUCUCCCUGAUGCGGUUCUCCCUGGCCCACCCCCAGUGGCGCCCCCCGGGGCACAGCUCCAAGUUCCUGGGCCACCUCCGGGGUCGCCUGCAGCAGGAUGCCGCCGCUUGGGGUGCCACCUCGGUCCGCAGCCCCCCCACGCCCGGGGUGCUGAGUGACUCUUCCUCCCCGUUGCCUGAGGCCUUCCUGGCCAACCUCCUGGUGCACCCACUCCUGCCCCCAAGGGACCUGAGCCCCACCACCCCCUGCCCGGCUGCAGCCACGGCCAGCCUCCUGGCCUCCAUUUCCCGAAUCGCCCAGGACCCGAGCUGUGGGUACCCCGGCGGCACUGGGGGCCAGAAGCUGGCCCAGCUGCCCGAGCUGGCCUCUGCUGAGAUGAGCCUGCAUGCCAUCUACCUGCACCAGCUCCAUCAGCAGCAGCAGCAGCCCUGGGGGGAGGCGUCUGCUGCCUCCCUGUCCCGACCCUGGUCCAGCCCCUCACAGACCCUCUCACCUGACGAGGAGAAACCUUCCUGGUCCAGUGACGGCUCCAGCCCUGCCUCCAGCCCCAGACAGCAGUGGCAAGGGCAGAGGACCCAGCAGCCUCUGUUCCCUGGCAGCUUCCAGGAGCCCUCAGAGCCACAGAAGCCAGGCCAGGCCCCUGGCACUGUUUGAGAGGGCCCCCAGGGUAGGCAGGCACUGUUUACCUCUGGGCAGGGUCAGGCAGAUGUGGGAAGCCCGGGUGGGUGAUGGGAUGGCUGUCUCUGGAAGCCCCCUCUACCUCCACUGCUUCCCCAGAGUGUCCCUUCUCCCCACUCCCCAGGUUCUCCGUUUCUCCAGCCACAGGAGAUCAAACAAAGGAAGUCAGAGGACAGGCGAGCCCUCUUCAGAGACCCUCCACCAGGUCCCAGGCCCAAGGAGACUUUUAACUGGGCAGGGCCUGGGGGCCUCGGUGCUGACUGGCCCCGGGGAGCAGAGAAAGUGGAGGAUAGGUGCUGCCAGAAAUACAUGCAAACAGGUUUCAAAGGAGAUGCUUCCCAAGGCAAGGCCACACCCAAACUGCUUGUCCCCAACCUAUUAUUUGGGGGGACAUAGGCCAGGGCCAGGGAAUUGGUGAGGCCAGGAAAGGAGUGGGCUCUCCAGGCUCCCAAGGGACCCGUGCAGGGGUGCUGGGACAGGGCAGUGGAAAGGCACUAGAGAGGGCAGAUGGUUUCGGACUUGGUCACCCUUCUGACGUCUGAGGAAGUGGGCGGGGUCAUCCUGUUCCCAACAAGCAGUCAUGGCUGCUUAAGGCUGUGUCACUUGACCUGUGUCUUUGACCUUGGGGGCCUGGCACACCCCAAGUCUGGCAGCUGAUGUGAUUCUCAAUCAAGAGCAAGGAAACAUCACGGGGGCCUGGGGGUGCUGGAACCCGGAGUCAACAACAUGCCCUGUCCAGGAACUCCACCCCCACCACGUGUGCAUGAGUCAAGAAAAAGCUGUCAUCCUGACUAGUCCACAGGGCUGGGGGGGGGCAGGUUGGAGUCUUGGUAGCUCUUAACAUCUGGACAAGCCUCAUGUCGAAUCUUUAAUAAAUACUUGAAACGG